Eublepharis macularius is the source of this 1295-nucleotide messenger RNA. Its product is annotated as ubiquinol-cytochrome-c reductase complex assembly factor 2. The transcript is spliced from 4 exons. Gene Ontology annotation, biological process: mitochondrial respiratory chain complex III assembly. Bases 557 to 1057 code for a protein of 166 amino acids. The record is from RefSeq and is a predicted model, not a curated record. Gene Ontology annotation, cellular component: mitochondrial matrix. NCBI's taxonomy places the organism in Eukaryota, Metazoa, Chordata, Lepidosauria, Squamata, Eublepharidae.
AGGGUUUUUGGGUCCCUUGCCUAGCCCCAAGGGCAAGAGGGUGCCUGAGUUGCUCACCAGGCAGGUGGACGGCCGGAGCACGUUUUUGUCUUGUUUAUGGCGGCUUAUUUAGCAGCAAGCCCCGCUUUGUUCAAUGGGACUUGCUCCCGAGUAAGGGCGCGAAGGAUUGCGACUGCAGAAUACGUCUCAGUUCAUAUCCGUGUGUGUCCCCCUCAAGGGGCAGAUUUAGGGUUAUCAGCCUCCAGAUAGUGGCUGGAGAUCUCCUGGGAUUACAACUGGUCUCCAGGCCACAGAGAUCAGUUCACCUGGAGAAAAUGGCUACUUUGGAGGGUGGACUCUAUGGAAUUAUGCCAUGCCAAGGUCCUUUCCCUCCCCAAACCCCACUUUCUCCAGGUUUCACCCUCAAGAUCUCCAGAAAUUUCCCAACUUGGAGCUGGCAACCCUAGGCAGACUCUGCUUAAUACAUUGUGGGUGGCAGGGCAUCCUUGCCUGUCUCCUCAGUGUCCUUGUCCGUAAAAUGGAAAUCACCUCCUAUUCAGGCACGAUUCGAUGACCAAUGCUGCUAAGGUGCCAAAACAUCUCAUGCAGCUGGGGAGAUGUUCAGGGCAGGCAGAAUAAUAUUAGCGAUUUGCUAAUGUUACCGGAGCAUUGCUAUUUGUUCAGCUUCUGUUCUCUGGAUUCUACAGGAAAGGGGACAUUUGGGCCAGGAUACAAUGUCCAUUGGAGCAUGCUGGCAGAUACGUUUCAUAGGAGGAUGGCACUGUCUUUAACAGUUCUUGGAAAGGGGCUUUUGACAGGAGCAUCUGGUUCUGUGGUGAUUGCUGAUCCAGUGACCUGUGAUGAAAUGUUUGACAGUCUAGCUAGAAUUCAUACCAACUAUUAUAAAAACAAGUAUCCGCGCUGGAAAGAUACCAGCUUCACUGGCGUGACAGUGGAAGAAUGCAAGAUGGUCCUUGCAACAGAUAGUUUGAAGCAGAUGGAAGAAGCAAAGAAAGGAAAAUGGACCAAACUUCGUGAGAAGUUCUCUGCCAAGACUCCGGAGGAAGAUUCUAAGUGAUAAUUUCAGUUCUGACAAAUUAGUGUAUUUUGCCUGUAGUGAUAAACCACCUUGAAAGAGUGUUAUUCAUUUACACAUGUCAGCUUCCUUAAUCAGAGUGCUGGUUUGGGAAUCUCAAGGACAAUGCUGGAAUAUUGGUGAUGAAAAGUUAUUCUGAAAACAGCAACGUAACAAUGGUUACAUAGAUUUGGGGAGACUAUUAUUUGUUGUAUUUACAAUAUAUACAAGUGACACAGUU